AUGAUUGGUUCCACGGCCAUCACAGGAAUCGUCAGAACGAGGUUGAAGGUGACAUCAAAAUGCCCUCGGGGCUCCAGCUCCGGAGUGUACCUCGAACAAAAGUCACACAAGGGCCACAAAGGCCCCAAGGGCCACAAAGGCCCCAAGGGCCACAAAGGCCCCAAGGGCCACAAAGGCCCCAAGGGCCACAAAGGCCCCAAGGGCCACAAAGGCCCCAAGGGCCACAAAGGCAACAAGGGCCACAAAGGCCCCAAGGGCCACAAAGGCCCCAAGGGCCACAAAGGCCCCAAAGGCCACAAAGGCCCCAAAGGCCACACACAUCAUUUUUCGGCAUGUCUGCGCCUAUCCAUACCUGCCACGUUGAAGAGAAAUAUUCUAUUCUAUAAUGGUUCCAGUGGUAUGACACCAUAUACUACGAGCACUUCUAAGGUGGUUCCCUUGGUUGGUUAUCAAUAA
Molecule: messenger RNA, 456 nt
Organism: Procambarus clarkii (red swamp crayfish)
Lineage: Eukaryota; Metazoa; Arthropoda; Malacostraca; Decapoda; Cambaridae
Source: RefSeq, a predicted model, not a curated record